This is a messenger RNA of Dermacentor andersoni, 781 nucleotides long. RefSeq lists its product as uncharacterized. Lineage: Eukaryota; Metazoa; Arthropoda; Arachnida; Ixodida; Ixodidae. The record is from RefSeq and is a predicted model, not a curated record.
AUGGACGUUAGCUUUGUAAAUUCGCUCCCAGGUCCUCCCGUAACGCAAAUCCUCAUCGCUCCACCGGAUCCCCGUUCCGUGGCGUUCCUUAGCGUCAGCCCAGCGGAUGACAAGACGUCGGGUCUGAGCAUCAGCUACGCACCCAGCGCCGCUUCCAAUCUGCCCACUGGUCCCUACAAGUGGAGACGGCCAAAGAAUGAUCCCGAUGGGCGGUUCCAGAAAUUUGAAAGUCAUCCAUUCCAAAAGCCGGACCUCGAGGAAAUACUCGCCUUCCAGGACGACUAUUCUGAUUUAGACGCUGCUCGGUGGGAGUAUGACCGGCUGCGAGAGUACGUGCCCGACACGCUUGAGCCCGAGGUGAGGCGCGUCCGCGACAUGCGCCAGCGGCUGGGAAUCCCAGCCAAUCAGCCGUUGCCCAUCGGCGGCCAACAACCCAUGCGUACGGGCAUGGGACGGGCCGGGCCCCGAAUCUUGUCACCCAGGGCAGCGGUUCCGCCCGGCGCUCACCGAGCCCCAUAGGCGCCACACAGGUGCCUCUGGCGGAAGUUCGGGGAUGACUGCAGAACACGCCAGAGAAACUGAACUCCCAUUUGCUAGCACCUCGAAAAGCAGUGCUUCAACCGGGCGUCGCGCAACGUGGUAACGUGAACAUGCAGGUUUCACGAAGUUCCGUGAGCGUCAUUUUCCUAAAUUCCAUCGGCAGCACUCUGACGUCCUGCAAGAACUGCAUGACGCGGCUCUCUGCGCGGAGCGCGCUGGUUUCGUUUGUUGAAUAAGUAUU